AUGCCUUUCAUUUUUGGGCAGCGUCCCUACUACACAAUGUCCCGGCCCCUCCUGGAAAGUCACACAGGAGCCGAGGGGGAAAGACCCAGGUGUCACCCCGGGGCCAUGGCAGGCAAGCCGCUAGCACUGUCCCAGGAGGCUCUGGCCCAGUUCAACCAGGCGGUAGCGUCAGAGAACCCGGAGGCCGCACGCCUGAGGGCGGGCUCGCUGUCCACCCGCCGCAGCUCUCACUCGGUGGACAACCCGCCCAGGCCCCUGAUGCGGCUGAAGAGCAUAGAGGAGGGGAAGCCGCCCUCCCUGCACUCCCGGAGGAGCUCCGUCAUGAGCAUCACCAACGCCCCCUUCACCAGCCGAAGAAACUCUGUCUCCAUGGCAAUGGGAGGGAGGCGCCUCUCCAUCGGCCCCUGGAUGCACAGCGGGCGGGUGAGUUUCUCGGGGCUCCCCCUCUUCCAGCCCAUCCGGGAGACGCAGUAUGAGAACACCUACAAGACCCGGCCAGACGAAGGCUGCAAGUUCGACGCCUGCCGGGCCCAGCGGGCACUGGAGUCUAUCCUCGCCAGUUACCUGGGGGAUGCCAAGUACAACCCGGUGACGAGCGGGCAGCUGGCCCAGAGCCUGUCUGAGCUCAUCCGCAGCCGCCUGAAGGACCUCACCCCGCCCCGCUACAAGCUGGUCUGUAACGUCUUCCUGGGCCAGCAGGACCAGCAGAGCCUGCAGGUGGCCAGCCGCUGCCUCUGGGACCCGGAGAAUGACAGCGUCGCCUCCGCCACCUUCGUCAACGCCUCCCUCUUCGCCGUGGCCACGGUGCACGGGCUGUACUUCGAGUAG
Messenger RNA from Emys orbicularis (European pond turtle), 828 nucleotides. RefSeq names its product dynein light chain Tctex-type 4 (gene DYNLT4). The record is from RefSeq and is a predicted model, not a curated record. Bases 1 to 828 code for a protein of 275 amino acids. Gene Ontology annotation, cellular component: cytoplasm; cytoplasmic dynein complex. NCBI's taxonomy places the organism in Eukaryota, Metazoa, Chordata, Testudines, Emydidae. Gene Ontology annotation, biological process: microtubule-based movement. The transcript has 2 exons. Gene Ontology annotation, molecular function: dynein intermediate chain binding.